Messenger RNA from Pseudogymnoascus verrucosus, 959 nucleotides. RefSeq lists its product as uncharacterized. Gene Ontology annotation, molecular function: oxidoreductase activity, acting on NAD(P)H, oxygen as acceptor. Lineage: Eukaryota; Fungi; Ascomycota; Leotiomycetes; Thelebolales; Thelebolaceae. The transcript is spliced from 4 exons. The coding region runs from base 144 to 959 and encodes 271 amino acids. Gene Ontology annotation, cellular component: intracellular anatomical structure. The record is from RefSeq and is a predicted model, not a curated record.
CAACGGACAGCUCGAGGGCAUAUAUAAACGAUUUCGUCAGCUUUGACCACAAAAUAUCACUCUUAGAAACCAAUACAUCGUCAUUAUCAGCAUUAUCUUCUCCCGAAUUUUACUUUUUCGAUAUACAGAAUUCAACCGAUAUCAUGGGUAGCGAAGUAACUGCUGCGGCGGCCUCACACCUCCCCGUCCAGAUGCAAGUCAAUCUUGGAGGAAAAAUAAUUGCCAUUACUGGCGCAAAUCGUGGCAUUGGUCUCGGCAUCGCUGAGUGCUGUUUGGCCAACGGCGCCUCAAAAGUAUACAGCAUUGAUUACGCAGACGAUGUUGGCGACGACUUCAAAACCCUCUCAAAAGUGUACCCGGGCCAGCUAUUUGCUCUGAAGGCGGAUGUGACGAAGGAGCAGAGUAUUACGGAAGCUAUCGACAAGGUGCUUGAAGAGGCGGGCGCAUUGCACGGUGUGGUGGUCAACGCAGGACGAACAAAUCACAAGAGUGCGCUCGAGUUCACGACUGAAGAGAUUGAGGCCUUGUUUGCUGUUAACCUUUUCGGAGCCUUCUACACUGCCCGCGUCGCCGCUCGCGCUUUUAUCAAACAAAACGUCAAGGGAAGCAUCGUAUUCACAGCAUCGAUGGCUAGUUACCGCCCCAACAAAGUCGUCCCCUCGACACCAUACGGUGCCUCGAAGGGUGGAGUCCGCAACAUGACACAUACGUUAGCCAUGGAAUGGGCACAGUACGGUAUCCGAGUGAACUCCGUCUCUCCCGGACUUGUGAAGACGGCUAUGACUUACUGGGUUGAGAAGCAAGCCGAUUGGGAGACGCAAUUGAAGUACUACCGGGGCAUCCCGAGGCUCGCAGAGGUGCAGGAGUUGGGUGGAGCAUAUGUUUAUCUGCUGAGUGAUUCUGCAAGUUAUACAACUAGCAUUGAUAUCCCAGUGAACGGUGUUAUUGGCAUCUGCUAA